Molecule: messenger RNA, 1344 nt
Organism: Trametes versicolor FP-101664 SS1
Lineage: Eukaryota; Fungi; Basidiomycota; Agaricomycetes; Polyporales; Polyporaceae
Exons: 2
Coding region: 1-1344 (447 amino acids)
Source: RefSeq, a predicted model, not a curated record
AUGUCCAACCCCUCCUCGCCCACUUCCAACCAGACCGAGAUGGUCUUGGACCCGGCGGCGCAGAACGCGCCUCAGCAGCAAGGCGCUGCAAUGCAACCGGACUCAGCUGGGUCCCAACAACAGCUCCCCGUGCCAUACCAGGUGCCCAACCAGUACGCAGGGGCGGGGCCGUCGCAUGCGCCACUACACCCGAUGGCGCAAGGCGGGUUCCCGCACGCGUACGCCUCCCCGUACGGGGCACCGCUCCCCUACCAGCACCAGUCACCGCCAACAGUAUCCUCGGCCGCACUGCACCCAACGGUGCAAUAUGCUCACGCGCCCGCAUCGUCGAGCAUGCCGGGGCCCGACCGGUCGAACGCAGCGCUGUUCCUGCCCCCUGGAAUGCCCCCGCUCAUGCCCAUUCCGGGUAUGUCGUGGGCAGCAGUCCCCAAUCACCACCUCCUUGUGGCGCACUCGGCCGGAUGCAGCUGUUGCACGGAGUUCGUGCGACACUACCAGGCGGCGAUGAACGACUCCUCGUUCAGGAACACGUUGACCGCGGUUCAGACGCAGCUGCAGUCGCAGUUUUGGGGGUACUUCGAGGAGCAUGCGCGCUCCAGGGAGGGAGAGAGCCGCGCUGAGCACGCGCGACAAGUAGAAGACUUGGAGCGGCAGCUCCAAGCAGCAGUGGCAGAGGCUACCUCGCUCCGCAAACGCGCUCGAAUCAAUGCCGAGCUGGAACAGGAGCUCAACGCCGCACGUGCGGAGACGACGACACUUCGUCAGGACCGCAACCGAUAUCGGUCGGAGCGCAACCAGGCUCGGGAGAUGCUCAAUGAUGAGAAUUGUCUUCGAGCUCGGGCAAGCCAAUCUCGCCCCAAUCAAGCUCGGCCAGAGGCGUCCGGAUCGUUGAGCCGGCACGCGGCCGCUGGUUCAGGUCCCACCGUGGACUUUCAAGACUUCGAGGAAUUGUCCUCUGGUGAUGAUGAAGAGGAUCUCUUCGAUGAGAAGUACAUCAAGAAGAAGGCCGCCAGGAAAGUGCGGCAGAACGCGGUCUACGGGACGCCGCUGGCCCCACCUCCACGACCCCCCAGCUAUUCGAGUGACGGACGCUUCCCACGUCCCUGGAUUACGGGGUGGCCAUACCACAUGCUCGCAGUCCCUGAGGACUCCAACCCUCGCGAGGCGGACCAUUGGUACGACUUCGUACCCGUCACCACAGAGGACGCUCAGCAGCUGCUGAGGGCCGCCGCCACCGACCUGGGUCAGGCGCGUUGUCAUGCACCAAACUGGUUUGGCGCAUGGGCCUACCGGAACAGUCCAGGGUAUGCCAGCAAUAGGAGCACCCUCACCAGACAGACCUAG